Drosophila takahashii is the source of this 2597-nucleotide messenger RNA. RefSeq names its product disks large-associated protein 2 (gene vlc). Gene Ontology annotation, molecular function: molecular adaptor activity. The record is from RefSeq and is a predicted model, not a curated record. Lineage: Eukaryota; Metazoa; Arthropoda; Insecta; Diptera; Drosophilidae. Gene Ontology annotation, cellular component: glutamatergic synapse; postsynaptic specialization. Gene Ontology annotation, biological process: signaling.
GAACUGGGUUUUUUAACGGAUAGGUCAGGGCCACACAACUGCAGUGUUGUCUUUUUUGUACUUUUCAGAAAGGGCAUCUAAUUUUUAACAAGUUUUAUCCUUAACUGUCUGGAGACUUGAAUUCGCCCUUGUUCGGUUUCAUUUCCCACUGAGUUGGCUGCAAUUUAAUUAUUUUGUGGCUUAAAAACUCCGAACGCUAAAGAUCCAGUUAUGUCUUUAUAUCUACCGAAUUAUAAAUAGUAUUUUGGUGCCAAGUGUUUCAAGUUGUACACUUGUAUGUACAUACAUACAUCUCUGGAAGGAGAUCGAAAGAACAAGAAAAACGGUGAAAAACGAGGUUUUCAUGGAUCGCAGUCUGGACUCUAUUGGCAGCUGUUCUCUUGAUGUAGACGCCGACUCCUCCGACAUAUCAGACACCAGUGGCAGCCUAAAUUUUCCCACGCCGCUUUCAGUAAAGGAUAUAACCCGCGACUUUACCGCCAACCUUCGGGAGCGCUGUGUACUACGCUCGCCUCAGCUGCCCCAGCACACAACCUCCGCCUACGUGGAUUCCGGGUCGGCUGGUCUGGUACGUAUGGUGCUGUCGCCUGUGGUCGUGGAGUCCGCCCUAGAGCCGAGCUCCGAUGUCGCCGUUAAUAGAACCGGUGGCGAUUCUCCAGAAACUGCCGCUGUCGAAAAGAAGCCCAGCUAUUUGAACCUGGCCUGCUGCGUCAACGGCUAUUCCAACCUGACCACCUACGACUCUAAGAUCCGACAGGAUAUUAACAAGUCGCGCGAAGUUUCUCCGAUACGUCCCUCCACCAGCAGUCUGCAGUACUGCAGGCGCAGUCAUUCCUUGGCGGCUCCAGUGCUUAAUAUCAUGCCCUCUCCGGCCAGGAAGUUUAAAUCCAUUGAGUCCAACAAUAAUAAUAACGGCUACAGCAUGGAAAACGGAUUAGAAUCGGCCCAGGUAAAUGGAAACGGAAGCUUUAUAAAGCAGCGAGUGGAGCGUCUUUACGGGCCGGGUGCACUUGCCCAGGGUUUUUACAGCCCCAAAAAGCACCUGCAGUCCUUAUCUCAUAAAACGGGCCUGUCGGAAACGAACCGACGCGAUAUCGAAUCCCCGCCAGGCUCGGAGUUGGCUCGAAAAUUCAAGCAGCUUUCGCCUAGUAAGGACUACGGGGAGUUCCGGAGAAAACUCCAACAUAACUGCUCACAGAGUGCAACGGCGCGGUUGGCAGAGCCUUUGCCUUUUUCAGAUAAAGACGGAGAUAUAGACCUGCCUGUUUUCAGGCACCUUAGCCUCGAGUUCCGGGCACAACUGCCUACUGUGUCGCCCAAAAGGGGUGUACCUCGAUCAUGUAUCGAACCUGAGAUACAGCUUACCAGUGACGACACUCAGUCAGUGCCAGAUUCUGGACCUAUUGAUGAAGUCGACCAUAAGGCCGAGGAACUAAUCGUGUUGGAUUACGAGGAAUAUGUUAGCGCCCAAAAAAUACUCCUUCCAGAAGGUGUCAAGGACGGUAACUACUUUCUUCAAAUACUGAAAGAUGAACAAAUUCGUCUGUUGGCGCUGGCCUCGCUCGCUGAAAAAUAUGCAGAUGCCUUGUCUACGAAUCCGGACAUCACAGAAGACACCUUUGGGCUAUUGCGGUCGGCGUCCGGUAAAGCCCGCCUUUUGGUCUCGCAGAAAAUGAAACAAUUCGAGGGCCUUUGCCACAACAAUCUGAAUCGCUCCCCGGAGGAUGAGUUUCCAACAACAGUUGACGAUUUACAAGGAUUCUGGGACAUGGUUUAUUUGCAGGUGGAACAUGUGGAUUCUAUUUUCGCUGAUAUUGAGCACUUAAAAGAUAACGAGUGGAAGCGCAUCCCUGAGUCGGUUAAUGUGAUCCCCAUAUCAACUAGAAAGACACAAUCCGCAAAGAUUGGCGUCUUGAAAGGAAAAUCAAGCGGGAAGAUGAACAACAGUAGUGUAAAUGGAUCCAGAGCUCUUCCACCAAAUUCGGCAGCGGCAUUAAAGCGCGAGUCCCAAAGAAAACAAUUGAUGGAAAUGAAACGUCAGCGUCGUGAGGCUAUGGCCGCGGCGGCCAGCGAUCUACCGGUAAUGAUCGACGACACAAAAAAUAAAUAGAGCUCACUGCGAAUAAUCACUCCUGAUUUCUAGUUACAUAUGUAUUUUAAAUUAACACUCACUCACAAGCGUAAUUCACAGAAGCAUACUCAAACUUAUACAUCAUAAAAAAUCCAUAUAUAUGCUUAAAACUUUCUAGUUGAAUUAAUCUUUAACUAGUCCUAAAUAAAUUCACGUGGUGGAGCUGCAUAAUAUAACUUCAUAACUGUACAGUUAAAAACUGUCACAAAAUGUCACAAAUCUAGAAGAUUACCAAGGAAAUGAGAUAUCGCUUUAGCAUAUUAAGCAAUUUUGUGUAUUAUUAUCAACUGCUAUUGACCGAAUAUUGUUUAUACAAAUUGCCUUGCUGCAUGUGAAUUUUCUUGUUAAUCAAUCGUUCUGCACUUAUGUAACUGAAAAUUUUUAUUAAUUACUUCAUUACAUUAAAAAGACAUUUUUUCUCGUGUAAUAAUUUUUAAGUACAAUAAACACCAACAAAACAUUUAUA